Messenger RNA from Hordeum vulgare subsp. vulgare (domesticated barley), 990 nucleotides. RefSeq names its product BTB/POZ and MATH domain-containing protein 1-like. Gene Ontology annotation, biological process: protein ubiquitination. NCBI's taxonomy places the organism in Eukaryota, Viridiplantae, Streptophyta, Magnoliopsida, Poales, Poaceae. The transcript has a single exon. The record is from RefSeq and is a predicted model, not a curated record. Bases 1 to 990 code for a protein of 329 amino acids. Gene Ontology annotation, molecular function: protein binding.
AUGGCAGCACCACAGAGGCCGAGUACGAAGGUCACGGCCUCCGCGUCCAUCCCGGCUACGGCGCGUGGAACGCACGUUUUGACGAUCGCCGGCUACAGGCUGCACAAGGGCCUCGGCAUCGGUAAAUUCGUACGAUCAGCCACCUUCGCCGUCGGCGGUUAUGAUUGGUGCCUUCGUUACUACCCCGAUGGAUUCAGUGCGGACACCAACGACUAUGUAUCAGUCUUCGUUGAGCUCCAGAGCAAGAAAUCCACGGUGAGGGCGCUGUACGACCUGAGGCUGACUGACUGGGGCACCGGGUUGUCGUCAUUGGUUAUCUCCCGGCCGUCCUCCUUCCCGGCGUUCGACUCAGGCAGGAACGAACAUCUCAGGGGGGUUUCCAAGUUCAUGAAGACUGACGUCCUGGAGGCAUCCCCAUACGUGCAGGAUGAUUGCCUCUUGAUCCAGUGUGACUUGACCGUUCUCCUCAAAGAAAUACCUGCCAUGGCAAUCGCCACCAAGACGCCGGAAAUCGAGGUGCCGCCGUCCGACUUGUUGGAGAAUCUGGCAAAACUUCUGGAGGCGAACAAAGGAGCAGACGUGAUGAUCAAGGUCAACGGGGAGACCUUCCAUGCGCAUAAGAUCGUGCUUGCGUUGCGGUCUCCGGCCUUCGAUGCGGAGCUCUAUGGGCCAAUGGGGAAAAGCGAGAAAUCUUGCCUGCAGAUUGAAGACAUGCAGCCGGCUGUUUUCAGAGCCUUGCUGCACUUCAUCUAUACAGAUUCACUGCCCGCCAUAUAUGUAAAUGACAACUAUGACAACAAGGAGAUGAUUAAGCUCUUGCUCGUGGCUGCAGACAGGUAUGCCAUGGAAAGGAUGAAGCUGAUGUGCGAGAGCAUUUUGAUCAAGAGUCUCGAUGCCAAGAGCGUCUUGGCCACAUUGGCUAUAGCUGAACAACAUCAUUGCAGCAAGCUCAGAGAUGCGUGCGUUGAGUAUAUCAAGCUCUUCUCUUAG